Malassezia pachydermatis is the source of this 1377-nucleotide messenger RNA. Its product is annotated as peroxisomal nudix hydrolase. The coding region runs from base 1 to 1377 and encodes 458 amino acids. The record is from RefSeq and is a predicted model, not a curated record. Gene Ontology annotation, molecular function: coenzyme A diphosphatase activity. The transcript has a single exon. Lineage: Eukaryota; Fungi; Basidiomycota; Malasseziomycetes; Malasseziales; Malasseziaceae.
AUGUCGCACACACUGUUAGCACACUUGCAACAUGGGCUUAUCCGUCUCGCGACUAUCUCGCCACGCGUUCUAGCGAGUCCGCCUACGCAGCCGCGUCGUGCGAGUGUUGCGCUGAUUCUUCGUAUUCGCCCUGCCGCCGAAGACGAGGCGUGGCUUCGUGCCAAGUGGCGCCAAGGCGAGGCCAGUGAAGAGGAUGCACACCUCUUCCCUUCCAUGUCGCAGCAGGAUGCCAACGGUACUAUGACCACUGAGGCUCGUUUGCGUCAGUUUUUUGCGCUGCCAUGGGUCCAGCGUGGCACGCCAGAGGUGCUCUUCAUCAAGCGUGCUGUGCGUGAAGGUGACAACUGGUCGUCGCACGUUGCUUUCCCUGGUGGUCGUCGCGAUCCUGAAGAUGAAAGUGGCGUGUAUACGGCCAUGCGUGAGACGUGGGAAGAAGUGGGUAUCGAUUUGGCCGACAAGGAGUUUUUACAUGUCGGCCAUCUCGAGGACCGCGAGAUCACGAGCAGCCUCGGCAAACGCCUGCUCAUGAUCCUCAGUCCGUACGUGUUCAUGCAGCUGUCACCGUUCUCGCCGCUGCCGAACCUGCAGCCGACGGAAGUUUCGUCGCUGCACUGGGUGCCGCUGUCGCUGCUUUUCACGCCGACGCCCAAGUGGGGCACGCUUCAUAUUGAUAUUGCACGUCAUGCUCCUCGCAGCACCUUUGUGCGACUUCUCCUCCAAAUGCUGGUGGGCAAGAUGUCAUUCCGGUGCAUUGAGCUGGCCAACGCUCCUUCCGCGCUGCCUCUCCAGGAUGCCGCUCAGAUUCUGCCGGACGUGAAAGGCCCCGUUCCACCUGUGCGUGUGGAAGACGAUGAUACGCUUCAGCUCUCGCCUUCGCAGCAAGAGUACGUCGCAUCGCACACACCGCCUUUGCAGUUGUGGGGCUUGACGCUCGGUAUGACCCUUGAUUUUCUGUCGCAUAUGGCUACGUACAACAUGCAUGUACUUCCGAAAGAGCCGCCAGCUAUGAGCUCACUGAAGCGUUUUCUCUCUCAUACCCCCUCUGCAUGGCUACUUGGCUCGCCUCAGACGUCGGUGCUGGCGCAAAAGGCGCCCAGUACGUCGGAGGUCUUCCCACGCUUCACGUACCCUGACGUCAACUUUUGGAUUUGGAUGUUUGGCUGGCGAUACCGUGCUAUACACCGCCGCUGGCAGGAGAGUAUCGGUACCGAGUUGGAGCAUCAUGCGCAUUGGUCCGGUCUCGCGAUGGCCGCCUUCUACUCGUGCGUGCGUCGGGCCUUGGUGCUGACUAUGGUCCUGCGUGCCAUGGGUCUCGUUACCCUUGCCUCGCUGGGUACAUGGUUUACGCUACGCCGCUUUCGACGCGCACAUUUGUAG